ACUUAAAAAAUUCCAAAUAAAGUAUGGCCAAACGCCUACUUAGUAACACCCAUUUUCGCAACAGAGCCAUUUGGGUAUAACAAUUUGUUCUUCAAUGUCCAGCACAUUAAUCAAGAUUCGAUUUUUUUCUAUGUAGAGCUCAUAUUAGUGGAAAUUAGUAGUUUGGGUCACUAUUAUUUUUGGAAAUUAGAGAUUCUUGAAUGUCCAGCAGACUAAUCAAGAUUUCAUUUUUUUCCUUUUUUCAACACUAGCAAUUAUGCAGAGCUCAUAUUAGUGAAAUUAGUCAUUUGGGUCACUGUUAUUUUUGGAAAUCUGAGAUUCUUGAAUGUCCAGCACAGUAAUCAAGAUUCAAUUUUUUCCAUUUUUUCUUACACUAGCUAUUAUGUGGAGCUGAUAUUAGUGGAAAUUAGUACUGUGGGUCAUUGUUAUUUUUGGAAAUUAGUGAUUCUUUGGAAUGAAAAUGUAUUCUUCUUUGGGUAUGGAAGGAAAUGGAGGAAUUAGUGAAUAUCAUAAUCAUUUUCAUAAUUUACAGAAUUCAUUUUCUGGAGAAAUUACAAAUUUGCCAGGGGAUGCUUGUCUUGUUUUAACGGCGGAUCAUAGGCCACGUCUCCGGUGGACGGCUGAGCUACAUGAACGUUUUGUUGAUGCUGUCACACAACUCGGUGGCCCUGAUAAAGCAACGCCAAAAACAAUUAUGAAAGCAAUGGGGGUGAAAGGACUCACCCUAUAUCAUUUAAAGUCACACCUCCAGAAAUACCGCCUAGGGAAGCAAUCUAAGGAGGCUUGUGAGAACUAUAAAGAUGAAUCAUCUGUGGCAGAGAGCCAAGAUACAAGCUCCUCUGCAUCUGGUUCGUCAAAAGUAGUUGCCCAGGAUAUAAAUGAUGGGUACCAAGUGACCGAGGCUUUUCGAGUACAAAUGGAAGUCCAGCGAAGACUACAUGAGCAGCUAGAGGUACAGCGCCGUGUCCAGCUUCGUAUUGAAGCACAGGGCAAGUAUUUGCAAGCAAUUCUUGAGAAAGCAUGUAAAGCUCUUAACUACCCGGCCGUGGAAUCUACUGAUCUGGAUGCCGCCAGCGAACAGCUUUCUGAAUUGGCAAUCAAAGGUGCCAACAACUGUGAUGGGAUUGUCACAGUUUCUUCAUUACCUGAAAUAGUUACAGGUUUUGAGAACAAAAAUGCUUCCGAUAUGCCUGCUAGAAUUGGUGACUGCUUGCCAUCAAAUAGAAGCCUGGUUUCACCCACGCGCAUCGGUGCUCUAAAGAAGAGACCACGAGCUUUUGCUAAUGGAGACGCCUUGCCAGUGGAAAACAAUAUGGCGCAGGUGCAAUGGAUGAUGACUAAUUCCUGAGUAAAGUCAGUUAUAUGAAUUUUUACUAUCUAUUUAAGCUCAUUGCAGUUCAGUAUUAUAUAAAAUGUUCUUCUCCCCCUAUCUGUUUUAUCCAGAAAGAUGAGACAUGUUGAAUUUCACAUGCAACUUGUACAUUCUUUAUGUUUACUUGUUUGUAUAUUCUAAGUUAAUCAUUUCAAGUACCUUUUAUUAGGAAGAUCA
Lycium barbarum (goji berry) is the source of this 1549-nucleotide messenger RNA. RefSeq names its product protein PHR1-LIKE 3-like. The coding region runs from base 455 to 1348 and encodes 297 amino acids. Gene Ontology annotation, molecular function: DNA binding; DNA-binding transcription factor activity. Lineage: Eukaryota; Viridiplantae; Streptophyta; Magnoliopsida; Solanales; Solanaceae. The transcript is spliced from 6 exons. The record is from RefSeq and is a predicted model, not a curated record.